AUGUCCAACAUUCCCACCGCCGGCUACGGCACCAUCGCCGGCGCCACCGCCGCGACCAUCCCACCGGGCACCACCAUCUCAUCCGUCACACCCCGGCCAUGGCGCGAGUUCCUGGACUUCUCAGCCCUCUCACGCCCCUUUUCCUACGACGACGCCAUGACCCGACUCCGAAGAAACCUCGGCUACUUCCGCUACAACUACGCCGCCGUAACGCUUCUUAUCGUGUUCCUCAGCCUCCUCUGGCAUCCAAUUUCCAUGAUCGUCUUCCUCCUCGUCCUCGUUGCCUGGUACUACUUCUACUUCUCUCGCCACGGCCCCCUCGUCGUUUUCAACCAAACCCUCGACGACCGAACCGUGCUCUGCGUUUUGGCCGUCAUCACUGUCGCUGCGCUCGUCUCCACUGACGUUGGCCUCAACGUCUUGCUGUCAUUGAUCGUCGCAGUGUUGUUCGUUGGUCUGCACGCUGCGUUUAGGGUUACUGAGGAUUUGUUUCUCGACGAGGAAAGUGUGUUGUUUUCCUUUGUGGGAACUCAGACUAUCAGAACUAGUUAUACCCCCAUUUGA
Sphenostylis stenocarpa is the source of this 564-nucleotide messenger RNA. The record is from the annotation of a GenBank genome assembly. Lineage: Eukaryota; Viridiplantae; Streptophyta; Magnoliopsida; Fabales; Fabaceae.